CUCAUAUUUUGUAAAACAACAUACAAUCUUCUCUUGCACCCUCUGCGCUCAUAUCCAGGACCGAUGCUCGGCCGAGCUUCUCGUCUAUAUUAUAUCUACUACCAAUUCCGUGGAGAUCUUCCAUUCAUGACGAAAGCCCUUCACGAAAAAUAUGGUUCAGUUGUCCGUAUUGCACCAGAUGAACUUUCAUACUCUUCCGGCGAUGCUUGGCACGAUAUCUAUGGUUGUUUCACCUUCCAUUACACGCUCCUCAAGGUAAUAAGUGUCAAAAACAUAAAGGCGGUUUCUAAUUUGUGUGCAUCGGCAGACCAUAAACGAUUCCGCCGAGUGAUGGGCCCCGCCUUCUCUGAGAAAACCGUCAAGGCUCAGGAGUAUCUAAUGAAGCGCCACGUGGAUCUUUUCAUUUCACAGGUAAGCCAAGGUUCGUUACUCAUCGUGGUUGUUAUGAACUGA
Molecule: messenger RNA, 453 nt
Organism: Bipolaris zeicola 26-R-13
Lineage: Eukaryota; Fungi; Ascomycota; Dothideomycetes; Pleosporales; Pleosporaceae
Exons: 3
Molecular function (GO): monooxygenase activity; heme binding; iron ion binding
Source: RefSeq, a predicted model, not a curated record